This is a messenger RNA of Liolophura sinensis, 4280 nucleotides long. RefSeq names its product tyrosine--tRNA ligase, mitochondrial-like. NCBI's taxonomy places the organism in Eukaryota, Metazoa, Mollusca, Polyplacophora, Chitonida, Chitonidae. Gene Ontology annotation, cellular component: mitochondrion; cytosol. Bases 2 to 1432 code for a protein of 476 amino acids. Gene Ontology annotation, biological process: tyrosyl-tRNA aminoacylation. Gene Ontology annotation, molecular function: RNA binding; tyrosine-tRNA ligase activity; ATP binding. The record is from RefSeq and is a predicted model, not a curated record. The transcript has 13 exons.
CAUGUUGGUACGAGAUUUUCUGAAAGGCCUACGAUUUGGGAGACGAGCUGUUAAUGGAAGAUUGAAAUCACAAUGUUUGAGUACCAUGAGCAGAUUCCUGUCAUCACAUGUAGGAAGAAACAUCCUCAAACUGCAUGACAGAGGAAUUUUUCAAUCAGUCUUUCCUGAAGAAAGCACAGCCAGAUUGUUGCAGCAGCUUGAAUCUGCCCCACAGUCUGUGUAUUGUGGCUUUGACCCUACAGCUGACAGCCUCCACAUUGGGAACCUGCUGACUAUAAUAGCUCUGCUUCACUGCCAGAGAGCGGGACAUAAACCAAUCAUACUGCUAGGAGGAGCAACUGCCCUGAUUGGUGAUCCCAGUGGGAAGGGCAAGGAUAGGGAGUCAAUUAGUGCUGCACAGGUGGAGAAAAAUGUCCGCUCUAUAACAGAUAGUCUGAAGAGGAUCUUGUCAAACCAUCAGCAGUGCCUCUGGAAGAUACACACAGACUCUAUAUAUCCUGUCAGAAUUCUGAAUAAUGCAGACUGGUACAGAGACAAACCUGUGGUGGAGUUUUUAUCCGAGGUGGGAGAACAUUUCAGAAUGGGCACCAUGUUAAACAGACACAGUGUUUCCAGCAGACUUCAGAGUGGCGCUGGGAUGAGCUUUAAAGAGUUUAGCUACCAGGUCUUUCAGUCAUAUGACUGGUACCAUCUUCUGAGGACACACAACUGUUGCAUACAGAUAGGUGGAGGGGACCAGCUUGGCAAUAUUGUGGCUGGUUAUGACUUCAUCAGUAAGGUGACAAGACAGAAGGUGUUUGGGUUGACAACUCCCUUAAUAACAACCACAGCUGGUAAUAAACUAGGUAAAACAGCUGGAAAUGCCAUCUGGCUCGACUCCAAGAGAACUUCGCCUUUCCAGUUGUAUCAGUUUUUUCUUAAUCUCCCAGACACUGAAGUUGAAAGAUACUUGACUCUGUUCACAUUUUUGUCACAUAAGGAAAUUGAUGAAGUUAUGAAGAAACAAAAGAAGACGCCUGAGAGCAGACCUGCCCAGACAACAGUGGCAGAACAAGUGACACUCCUAGUACAUGGAGAUGAUGGACUGGAUGCAGCAAAAAGGUGGACAGAAGUAUUAUUUGGAAACAAAGUUGAAGCACUGUCAAAGAUGGGCCAAUCAGAGCUGUGUCAACUGUUCGAGAACACUCCCACCACAGAAUUACUAUUUGAACAUGGUCUCACUGUGAUGGAUGUCUGUAUUAAGGCUGGCUGUUUUACUAGGGAAGUGGAUGCAGAACGGACGAUCCAGGAAGGUGGUGUGUCAUUUAACUACCAAAGAGUCACCAGCCCGGAUUUUGUGCUCAUCCCUGGACAGCAUAUACUCUCCAACAAUAUCACCCUAAUAAGGCUGGGGAAGAAGACAUAUUACAUAAUCAAGUGGUUGAGGUCCUGACACUUGACUGCUGUGCACCAUGCAAGAUCAUUCUCUGCCAGACAGCAAAGUGAACCUAAAAUGCUGCUGGACACUUGCAGUCAUAACUGGUUGUUGACUACCGGAGUUGCCAAAACAGAGAACAAAGGCCGAGAUAAUUUUUCAGGAAUGUGCUUUAUUUCCAGGCGAUAUCAGUGAGAGAUGAAAGGAGAGUAUAAAGAGAAGGCCAAGGAAAAGAAACAGAACCUACUGUUUUCGAUUGAGUGACAAGCGGAUAAGAAAGCGAAGAAAUAGUUUCCCCUUGGACAAAGAAUAGUAGUUUGAUGUCUGAGAAUCGUAACAAGCUUUGUACAGCUUCUAUACAAAUUAAAUAUUUAGAUUGAAAGUAAUUCUCAAAUGUGUGGUGUAAUUCAUCGGAUACCACUGUGAAUAAGAUUCUGACUACCUACAAUUUGAGGGUUUAUUAAAAUAUUGAAUGCUUGCCAGGACUUCCUCAAAAACUCCUCAAAAAUACAUCUUUGCAAAUAUUAAAACCUCUCUCAUUUUAAUUGAAUAAACUCUGAUGAUAAAAUAGAUACUCUUCUCUGACAAAUGUAUAUCACAGGUUCAGCCCACGCCUAGGCCAGCUAGACUGGCCACGUAAUACUCUCCGCUUCACUACACACCUAGACUCUCUCUGCCUCUACCUGUGUGCCUGUUGCGACUGCAGGGCAAAGUGUGCGUAUUUAAUGUAUGUGUGGAGCUCCAUCCGAACCAAAUGAUAGACACUGGUACAAAGUAGGACAUCUUCUAUACCUUGGUAUCCAGACAUGGCUUGUCGAUAUGAUUCAUAUCUGUGUACUAAAAACUGUUACAGUUUCAUUCACACAGAUCAUGUUAAGAUGGUUGGGCAGACCACAACUACUAUACUUGGUGUCUGAAGCAUAUAUCUUACAAUUAUUGUUACCUACAUGGUCACUGUUGUGUUGCCAUAGUUACAGUUUACUAUCUACGGCUAGGGGUGUCUUAUCACAAUUCAGCCCCACUCUGACUGCAACAGAUACAAGUGUCAUCAUUAACAAUGUUAUAACUAUACUCAUCAGCAGUAUUCUCAACGGAAGUUUUAACUGAGGACAACAGUGUCAGAUGACGAAAAAUAAACCUUAAACAUCUUGGACUAUUGAAGUAAACCCCUGGAAACUUUCAAUAGAAUUAUAUUCUGAUAUUUAACUACAUAAAUACAUAGCAGUAAACAUGUAAGUAUAUGAUUAGCAUAAUGAGUUUCUUAGUUAAUAAAAUUAGCUAUUAAAUUAGACAUAAAACUGGUGUUGAGGGAGAGACUAUUUGUCUACCAUAUUGUAUGUGUAAGAAACCAGUAUCCACGCAGGUAAUGGCAGCAUAUAUCCACAAUACUGCAAACAAGUUAUUGUUCUGCCCCUACCCUUCCUAUAAAAUAAGUGUACUGGCAAUUAGUAAACAAAACUAAGCAAUGAUUAACAAUUUGAAAAGAUGAGUAUUGGUGCAAGUGACACUGUGGCAGUCGGCCUACGAACACAAGAAUACAUAAAUACAUGUAAAAGACAGGUAAAGUGGUGUAGAUCUCACUUGAUCAAACCAAGAAAUAACAAAUGCAAGUUCCUAUAUGGACCAGACAUGGUGAAACGCAGAGGCAGAAGCCAUCCACGACCAAUGAUAACAUACUGUGAGGCUAAUUUAACUCCAUUUAUACCAUAAUGCCAAAGUCCUAGUAUAAUACUAAACCUACCUACCUUGGAGAAAAACCAAAUCUCUUAACCCAGCUCAUUAACACUUUUUUUUCCAAUUUAAAUUUAAGGGUUUUGAGCUAAUAACACCCUAGCAUUUCAGACACACACACAAGUGCUGAAACAUAGGGCAACCUACCACUGCACACAUUAACAACAUAUUUCAAUUAAUAUAUACACGUCAAAGAUCACAUACAUAAUAGACCGUACAUACAUGUACACUGUAAAUGCGAACUUGCCACUAAAUAACCUAUGCCAUAUCAGAAAUAAUCCUGCAUGGUUUAAGAAUGCAUUCAUAUAACUUGUUUACCUAACCAAUACCAUACAAAUCUUCUAGUAACUACUUAACAAAGAUAAUAACGAUAACUGACUACAUUAUUUAAAGAUCAAAAGCAUUUAUGUACAUGAUGAACACAGCGAAGGAUAGGCCAUAGAUUACGUACAUUAGCAUUAAAAGUUACUACAAGAUGCAUCAACUACAUUCCAGUAUAACUGAGCUUGAACAAAUAAAGUGAGCAGGAAGAGCCCAUAUGUACAAUCCUAACACUGGUCCAUAAUUAAGUGGCCUCUGCUGUCUGUACAUACAGUAGGUCACUGGUCCACAUACUUUUACAUUAGCCCUUAGAUGAUGGUAUACCACAGACACACAAUAAAGCCAAGCACACCAAACCAUAACAGUGAAGUUGAUGACACACAAAGACUGAUUCUACUUUGUAUUCAAAAGUCUCCUAAUAUAACAGUACACACUAAAGGUAACCUGGACAUCAUCAGCACAGAAGAGAUAAAAUGAAGUGAAGUCCAAAAUUUCUGCUGUUUCACUUCCAACCAUGAUUGCACUCUAAUAUUAACAGCCCACAAGAAAGAUAUCUACAUUACAAUAAGCUACACAGCAUGUUAUGGAUGGUCCAGCAUCCAUCAAUUAGACACCAUGUUACAUCUACAUAUCCACAAAAUAAGCACUUUUCAACACAGAGCACUGAACACAGUAUCAUUUCUAAAUCUGAUUUGAUUUAGUCUCAAACAUAAAUUUUUUUUGUCUGUUUUUUGGUUUUUAAAAUAAACUAAUUUCAAGAUAGCUUGAUUUUUUUUUUAAUUUUCAUGUUUUCUGUCAACUUUUUUUCAUUCUU